ACACACACAGAACUGAGAGAAAAAGAAAAAGAAUAAUAAUAAACACCGGCUAAACUCCAAUAAAAAAAAAAAACAAAAAAACAACGGCUUACAUUUUCCGGCUCACAGUGAAGUGAUCAUAAUUAUUUCGCAGUUUAAUUUUUUUUUUAUUACGUAUUUAUCAGAGCUCCUGUUGGUUUCGUUUAGUGCUUCUCAUAAUAAUCGAAAUAUUAAAUUCAAUAUCAACAUCAAAGACACAAGUAGAUAAAUUAUUAUAAAUAAUUAUUGUGUCUGAACAUUUCGUGUCUGAAGCUGCUCCAAAACGUAAAUCAUCCAACACAAAAUUGAAACAAAAAAAGAAGAAGUUGAAGUAUUUUAACAAUGGGUUAUUUAAAAUCAUUGGGAACUGGUUUUGUAUGGAUAUGCACAAUUUUAGCAGCCAUAACAUUUAUACCUGGACUUCCACCUCAAAUUGAAACAACACCAUACAAUGUUAAACAACCAAUGGCAUUGAAUAAAGAAAGAAAUGGUAGAUUAAAUAAUCCUGAAAUACUCUUUGAUGGUGAAAUUCAUGGUCCAGAAUCAUUUGAUAUUUAUGAUGGUGUUUUAUACACUGGUUUACAUGGUGGAGCUGUUGGUAAAAUUGUCAACAAUAAAAUCAUUGAAGUCGUUAAAUUUGGCAAUAAAUGUGAUGGUGUUUAUGAGGAAGAAAAAUGUGGACGUCCUUUGGGUUUGAAAUUUGAUAAAAAUGGUAAACUUUUUGUUGUUGAUGCUUACUAUGGUAUUUUCAAGGUCGAUGUUAAGACUAAAAAAUACGAAAAAAUUAUUGAUUUAACAAAACCAAUUGAUGGAAAAAUUCCAGUACUUGCUAAUAGUAUUGAUAUUGCUAGUAAUGGUGAUUUAUACUGGACAGUUUCUAGUUCUGAUUUUAAAUUAAAUGAUUUAGUUUAUUCAUUUCUUGCUGAUCCAUCAGGAAGAUUAAUUCGUUACAAUGCAGCAACAAAAAAGAAUCAAGUUUUAUUAGAAAAUCUUGGUUUUGCAAAUGGUGUUAAGUUGAGUGAUGAUGAAUCAUUUGUACUUGUUGCUGAAACAUUGUCAUCAAAAAUUAUAAAAUACUUUAUAAAAGGACAAAAAGCUGGUAAAUCUGAAAUUCUUAUUGAUGGCCUUCCUGGAGCUCCAGAUAAUAUUCACAGUGAUGGACAGGGUAAUUUCUUUGUUACUUUUCCAACACUUAUUGAUGAGGAUCAUCCAUUUAUAAGUCAAACAUUAGCACCUCAUUCAAAUUUAAGAAAAAUGCUUCUUCGUUUACUUGGUAUUAUUGAAGCACCAUUUAAAUUAUUUGAGCAAGUCUAUCCAAAUAUUUAUACAAAACGUAUUGUUAAUUAUAUUGGGCACUAUGAAAGUGUACAAGGUACAAGUGAACCAGGUGCAACUGUUAUUAGAUUCGAUGGAAAUGGUAAUAUUUUGGAUAUUCUUGAUAACAAUGAUGAAAAAUUAUCUUUAAUAAGUUCAGCUAUUAUUAAAGAUAAUUAUCUUUAUUUGGGUUCACCAGUUAAUAAAUUUCUUGCACGUGUAUCACUUGCAAAAGCACUUCCUGAUUUUAAGAAAGUUGAUAAAAUUGUUCCAACUAAAAAACCAGUAACAACAACUCCAAAACCAGUAACAAAAACAACUCCAAAACCAACAACAACUACUCCAAAACCAACAACAACAACUACUCCAAAACCAGUAACAACUACAACUCCAAAACCAACAACUACAACAACUCCAAAACCAACAACAACAACUACUCCAAAACCAGCAACAACAACUCAAAAACCAACUCAAAAACCAGCAGAAAAAGUUACAAAACCAAAACCAACAGUUACACCAACAAUAAAACCAGUUGUUGAAAAAGUUGAUGAACAAAUUAAAAAUACUGUUAAAACACCACCAAAACCUGUCAAGAAUACUAAACAACCAGAUAUUAAACCAGUCAAAGAAGAAACAUUUGAAACUAAAAAUCAACAAAAAAAACCAAUAAGAGAUGAAAUGUAAAUUUCAAUUAAUGUCUUUCUUUUUUCCAUUAUUUCUUCAAAUAAACAAUUUUUUAAAAGUUCCACUUGAAGAAACAAAAAAUAUAUUGGAUCAAAAUAUUGGAUUUAAUAUCCAAAGACUGAUCUUUCAACAUAUCAACAGUGAUGUCACACUGUUUAUAAAUGUUAAAUUUUUUUUCUACAAAAGUUUUCCAAUUAUUAUUAAGUACAUUCCGUAGUUUAAAUUUAUUCUAGAAUUUUUUAUAUUAAUUAAAAUGAAAUUAAAAAAUUCUAAAAAAGUAAUUUAUGAUGAAAAAUAAAUAAAUUUCGUACUACUGUGAUGUUACUAUGUUAAUUUAUAAAUUUUUUUGACAUUUGUAAAUAACAUUAAGUUACUUGAAUGUUAUUUUUUCCAAUUCAAAUAAUAUAUAACUUAGUAGCUAUGAAUUUUCAAUACCAGUUUAACGAAAAAUAAUCAAUUUAUUAAAUUAAAUAUGUGUGUUAUUGAAAAUUAAGUGGAUUUAUUGUUAAAAAUUUAAUUAAAAUAUCUAAAACGUUUAUAAAUAAAAAAAAAUAUAUAUAAUUAAUUAA
Messenger RNA from Aphidius gifuensis, 2585 nucleotides. Its product is annotated as adipocyte plasma membrane-associated protein-like. The record is from RefSeq and is a predicted model, not a curated record. Gene Ontology annotation, biological process: biosynthetic process. Bases 361 to 2016 code for a protein of 551 amino acids. The transcript has 4 exons. Lineage: Eukaryota; Metazoa; Arthropoda; Insecta; Hymenoptera; Braconidae. Gene Ontology annotation, molecular function: strictosidine synthase activity.